Molecule: messenger RNA, 1389 nt
Organism: Cajanus cajan (pigeon pea)
Lineage: Eukaryota; Viridiplantae; Streptophyta; Magnoliopsida; Fabales; Fabaceae
Product: F-box/kelch-repeat protein At3g23880
Molecular function (GO): protein binding
Source: RefSeq, a predicted model, not a curated record
UUUAAUUUGUCAAGAAAAUCCGAGAAUUGCCUUCAGCAACUCUGAAAGAGUGCAUCCUUGGUACUAAACUGAUGGCGGAAGCCGCCGCGAAGAGCCCCCAACUUGUUUCUCCAACCGACGAGGGAUCCCCUCCGUUGCCGGAAGAACUGAUUUCCGAGAUCCUCCGUAGGGUUCCGGUGAGAUCCCUUCUGCAAUUCCGCUGCGUCUGCAAAGCAUGGAAAACCCUAAUCUCCCACCCCCAAUUCGCGAAGGACCACCUUCGCACCUCAAUCGCCGAUCCAACCAUGGCCAACCAGCGAUUAGUCUCAACCCUAAUCGGCCGCAGCAAAAUCACAUCUUGCUCAGUUCAGUCACUCUUCCAAAACCCCUCAACCCUAAUCGAACCCCAUUGCUUCGCCAUGAACCGCGAUUACCGCAUCCUAGGUUCCUGCAACGGAAUACUAUGUUUGUCCGAUGUUCACCAAAGUUACGUCAGAUUGUGGAACCCUUCCAUCAGGUUCAUAUCCGAAAGGGUUUCAAUCAAAAAGUUUAUACCUUCAGUGAGUAAUAAUACCAAUAGUAUUGCUCACCAUGGUUUUGGCUAUGACCACGUGAAUGACAAGUACAAGUUGCUGAUAAUAGUGCGGGAUCGUGGUAAAGCUAGGGCAAAUAUACUCACAUUUGGUGGUGCAAAAUAUUGGAACAAUAUUCCCAAUUUCCCCUACUGUCCCACCACCUUGAAAGGGAAAUUUGUGAGUGGCACUCUUAAUUGGGUAGCUAAGCCUAAUAGAGGUGAAAGUGAUGAUAAAAAAGUGAUUCUUUCGUUUGAUUUGGGGACUUUGAAAUGCAGUGAAGUGCUUCUGCCUGCUGGGAACAUUCGGAGCAUUUGGAAGCCUAUGAUUGAUAUUGUGCGAGGCUGUGUUUGUGUUUUUUACUUUGACUCUGAAAAGAACAAUUGGGCUGUGUGGCUGAUGAGAGAGUAUGGGGUUAGAGAUUCGUGGACUAAGUUGAUGACUAUUCCUGGCUUUGUUGAAGGUGAAAAGGCUUUGGUGAUGCCUUACACUGAGUGGUGCACUUGUGGUGAUGGAUGGUUGCCAUCACUUGACCCUUUGUGUGUUUCGGAAAAUGGCAUUGCUCUCUUCAUUAUUUCCUUUACUAAGUUGAUUUUGUAUAACUCUAAUGAUGGUAGGUCGGAUUGUGUUAGGAUUAAGGGCUUCGAUAUGCAGAGUUACCAUGAGAGCUUGGUUUUACCACCAUGAUAAAGUCUACUUUGUGACCUUCCAAAUGCCUUUUUCUUUUAUAGUUAUUGUUAUUGGUAGCAGUUUGGUGUGUUUCUUGACCUUGGAAAUGUUCUUCUAUUUCGAAAGGAAAUGGUUUUAAAGCAGUGUCUUGUGGGUUUAUUUUUAUGAA